AUGGCUAUCGGCCCGACACUUGGGACUGGCCUCUUCAUCGGUGCUGGCCAGGCUCUCGCGGUUGGCGGACCCGGAUCGCUACUCCUGUCAUAUAUAAUCCUCUCACUCCUCACCUAUGCGAUGACUGCAAGCGUUGCAGAAGUGUCUGCCCACAUGCCGUCGCACCAUGGAACCUUAGUCACGAAUGGCUACCUCUACCUGUCCAGCAGUGUGGCAUUCGCUUCGACCUACCUCCGAUGGUACACUCUCGCUCUCUUCGUACCGUACGAAACGACAACCGCGAUGGUAAACCUUGGUCUAUGGAAACCAGGGGGGGCCGUUGGCUCCAGAUUGGCCAUCAUCACGGCCAUCAUUAUAGGAAGUAACUUCCUACCAGACAAAACCUUCAAGGCCUCUGAGAGGUUAUUCACUUGGAUCAAGAUCGGGACAAUGGUCACUCUGUUCGUCCUCACUAUCGCUCUAGGACUUGGGGGUGUCGAUGGACACACACCAUGGGGGUUCAAAUACUGGAAAACUCCGGGAGCCAUGAAUGUAUACUUGGUCCGCGGGAUUUGGGGACGAGUCUUGGCCUUCUUCCAGUGUCUGCUUGAUGGCUCCAUUGCUUUCACAUUCGCGCCAGAGCUCAUUGGACACCACGCUGAGCUGUCUCCGAUACUCGGUGGGACGGCCAUGCUGAGUGCGGAAAUCCCUGGCAAAGUCACAGCUGAUGUGCUUCAGACGGUCGUUCCCUACAUCAUGAGCUCCGUGGCAAUGGGAGUCAUGGCUCCAUUCAACGAAACACGUUUGACGAACAAUGGCACAGGCUCCGGUUUUUCACCUUACUUGAUUGGCCUCAAGGACGCCCAAGUUGGGCUUAUACCCACGAUCGCAACCGUUGCGAUCCUGCUCUCGUCGGUGGCCUCUGGGCGAUCUUUCCUGUACCUGUCCUCAAACACAUUGUGUGCCAUGUCAGAGUUUGGCCACGCUCCUCCAAUAUUCUCCUCGCGCAAUCGUUGGGAUGUCCCCUACGUCGCUGUUGCGACCUCCAGUCUGUUUUCCGUUCUUGGCUUCAUAUCCGUCAAGCACUCGAGCUCCAUCACGAACAACUAUCUCCUUCGUCUUGUCUCCAGUGCAGGCUUCAUUUCCUCGCUGGUUUCAUGUGCAGUAUACCGUCAUUUUCGCGGACGCUUGAAGGCGAAUCGAAUCACCUGCCGGCACACCUUCUCUGUGCAACCAUUCGGCACCUAUUUUGGAAUGUUCAUCAGCGCUUUGCUACUGUUGGGCGGUGGUCUGUGGGGGGCGCCCAAAGGCAAAGCGAAUGGGCCCCGCAGUAUGCGAUUUCUCACGUCCUACAUCAACAUUGGGCUUUUCGCCCUCUUGUUCCUGCUGCAUCGAUUCCGAGAUAUCGUGCCUAUUGUCGAGGUUGAGAGGCCAAUUGAGUUGGAUCGGCGACGUUGGGCAGACCGUGAUGAAGCUACGGAGAGCCGGCCCUCGAAGUCGCAAUCACGUCGGCGUACUAAGCUCGAUGCCAUUCCUGAGAAUGUCGGGGCGUUUGAGUUGACCCUUGGUCAGACGUUCGAAGGUGCUUGA
Molecule: messenger RNA, 1569 nt
Organism: Penicillium olsonii
Lineage: Eukaryota; Fungi; Ascomycota; Eurotiomycetes; Eurotiales; Aspergillaceae
Source: the annotation of a GenBank genome assembly